Messenger RNA from Wallemia ichthyophaga EXF-994, 864 nucleotides. RefSeq lists its product as uncharacterized. Gene Ontology annotation, cellular component: nucleus. Lineage: Eukaryota; Fungi; Basidiomycota; Wallemiomycetes; Wallemiales; Wallemiaceae. The record is from RefSeq and is a predicted model, not a curated record. Gene Ontology annotation, biological process: inositol phosphate biosynthetic process. Gene Ontology annotation, molecular function: ATP binding; inositol-1,3,4,5,6-pentakisphosphate 2-kinase activity. The transcript is spliced from 2 exons. The coding region runs from base 1 to 864 and encodes 287 amino acids.
AUGGACAGUGAUAUGCUUCUCAGAGUGAGGAUGGAUAAGGAUGGAGAAGGGUGUAUCGAUAGCGAGGAGGAGUACGACGAUGUUAUCAGGAAAAUUUUACCGUGGCUCAAUCCUGCGCAGUUUCUGAGUGUGGAUAAUGACCAGCUGAAAGCGCUGGAUCCUGACAACGCAUAUCACCUCACAACCUCAGCCCAAGUCACUGAAAAUCUUAUCAAGGAGUAUGAUUUGGUGGUGGAAAUAAAGCCAAAAUGGGCAUCUCUUCCUAAUCCACUCUCUGUGGGUCUGAGACACUCGCGUAUGAAGCUCAAGUGUAGCUUCCAGAGCGAGCGCUUGUUCUCGGAAAGCAGGCAGGAGCAGCUGGAAGAGCUAUCUGGAUUGAUAGAUGGUGAUAGUAAGUUUCUCACUGUGUUUUCUAAAGGCAGGAAAGUGAGAAUGGAUAGUGAGACAAUAGCCGGUAGACUACAGGAAGCGCUCAACGAUAGCGGCGUUAUGCGGGCUAUAAAGUACUACCAGCUAUACAGCGAUCCCUUGGAUAUACAGCACAUCUACCCGCUGGUCAAAGAUACCAACACAUGCAACCCAUCCACCUCGUUUUUACGUGGCGUCAUUAACAAGAUACCAAAGCACCCGGGACUUCCGACGUGGGGGGAUUUGAAGGCUUUUGGGGGAAGUCUGAGUGGGGAGGAGCUGCUCUACCUCUAUUCAUUAUCGAUGACGUUGCGCGAUGUGUCUGUGUUAGUGAGAUUGUCGCCAGAGACACAGCCAAAGGUGAAGGUAGUAGACGCAGACUACAAAUGUCUAUCUAGAAUACACAAGUGGUAUGAAAGUGACUGUAAAUUAAAUAAUUUUCACGCGACCGGAUAA